AUGGCUGGGCUGGGUCCGGGAGGUGGGGAGGCGGAGGGCGGCCCCCGGCCCCUGUUUUGCAGGAAGGGGGCUCUGCGCCAGAAGGUCGUGCACGAGGUGAAGAGCCACAAGUUCACGGCCCGCUUUUUCAAGCAGCCCACCUUUUGUAGCCACUGCACGGACUUCAUCUGGGGGAUCGGCAAACAGGGGCUUCAGUGUCAAGUCUGCAGCUUCGUGGUCCACCGACGAUGCCACGAAUUCGUGACCUUCGAGUGUCCGGGCGCUGGGAAGGGGCCCCAGACGGACGACCCCCGCAACAAGCACAAGUUCCGUUUGCACAGCUACAGCAGCCCGACCUUCUGCGACCACUGUGGUUCCCUGCUGUACGGGCUGGUCCAUCAGGGCAUGAAGUGUGCCUGCUGCGAGAUGAACGUGCACCGGCGCUGUGUACGAAGUGUGCCCUCUCUGUGCGGAGUGGACCACACAGAGCGGCGAGGGCGCCUGCAGUUACGCAUUCGGGCCCCGGCUGGGGAUGAGAUUCAUGUCACAGUGGGCGAGGCUCGGAACCUCAUCCCCAUGGACCCCAAUGGCCUGUCUGAUCCCUACGUGAAACUAAAGCUGAUUCCGGACCCAAAGAACGUGAGCAAGCAGAAGACCCGGACCGUGAAGGCCACGCUAAACCCGGUGUGGGACGAGACCUUUGUGUUCUCCCUGAAGCCUGGGGACGUGGAGAGACGCCUGAGCAUUGAGGUCUGGGACUGGGACCGAACGUCCCGAAAUGACUUCAUGGGAGCCAUGUCCUUCGGUGUCUCUGAGCUGCUCAAGGCCUCCGUGGAUGGCUGGUACAAGUUACUGAACCAAGAGGAGGGCGAAUAUUACAAUGUCCCAGUGGCCGACGCUGACAACUGCGGGCUUCUGCACAAGUUUGAGGCCUGUAACUACCCUCUGGAGCUGUAUGAGGUGAGAACAGGGCCAGACCAGGCUGAGGUGGGUGGGGGGCUGGAGGACUGGAUGUAUGUGACCCCAAGAACCUGGGGGCUUCUUCCUUCUCCCCAGAUCUGCCUCUGUUGCUUCCUUUGAGUCUCUGUCUCUACCUCUGCUGCCUUGUUCUUUCUCCUACAAGUCUGCUUUAUG
Gracilinanus agilis (Agile Gracile Mouse Opossum) is the source of this 1113-nucleotide messenger RNA. Its product is annotated as protein kinase C gamma type-like. The transcript is spliced from 9 exons. The record is from RefSeq and is a predicted model, not a curated record. The coding region runs from base 1 to 1059 and encodes 352 amino acids. Lineage: Eukaryota; Metazoa; Chordata; Mammalia; Didelphimorphia; Didelphidae.